This is a messenger RNA of Rhizophagus irregularis DAOM 181602=DAOM 197198, 1022 nucleotides long. The record is from RefSeq and is a predicted model, not a curated record. Lineage: Eukaryota; Fungi; Glomeromycota; Glomeromycetes; Glomerales; Glomeraceae.
CAUACAGUAUAAAAUAAACCUUUUUCCCAGCGCAUUUACGCAAGAUAACUAUUGCUAUAAAAAAAUUAUCUAAAAAAACUUGAUCCACCAAUAAAAUCUCAAUAAAAUUACUACGCAUCAAUUUACCUAAUCAUGUCCAGUUUGUCAUUGCUCAACUCUUUGGAGUCAUGCCUUUUUUGACCUUAACCGCUGUUUUUUUGUUCAUUGGUCCAGUGUUAAUCAUAGGGAUCGAAAAAGGUCACUUCAUGACCAGAUCUUUACUGAACUUAACGAUAAAUUUGACACAUGUAUUUCCGAUAUUAAUUCUACUUUCACUGCGAAGCUUGACAGAAUCAAUAAUGAUCAUGGAAGCCGAAAAAAACAAGGCACGUGAUGAUGACUUCACUAAGGAGACGCAAAAAAUCUUUUCAAUGAUCAGUACUGUUACCAAAAGGCUUGAUAGGAUCGAAGAAGCCUGCCAUAAUGAUUUUGGAAACAUUUCGUCUGAAUUUACAUCAAUCAAAGCUUCUAUUGAAAUUCUUCAAAAUGAUUUGGCCCAACGUUAUGCGGUUGUCCGAAGAGCCGAUUUUGAUCAACAAAGCGUGUCCAAUGAAUCUGAAACUAAUGGAUCUGGACUGGGAAGUUCGCUAGACUCUGCCUCAGCUUCAACUAGUUCAAGCUCUUCAUCUGAAGGUUCCAAUUUAUCUGGAAUUUUUGAUAUUACUGGAGACAUUAAAAUUCGCUUUAAACAACACUUUGAUCGACUUAUGAAGGCGAGGAAUUAUACUAUUGAUGAGAUGUGUUACUCGGUAGAAGUAGAUAUUCGUAGUCUUGGAGGGAAUAUUAAAAUCUCAACAGUGAAAAAUUUUUAUGGUGGUGUUGGUCGCAGUACAGUUCCUACUGUUAAUCAGAUAAACGCAUGGGUAAAUAGUUUUAAUAAUAAUAAUGCGGAGUAGUGAGAAGGAACUGCCAUUUUUACUUAGCCGGCCGGUCCUUUCUCAUUGCUUUACAAAAAUAUAAUAAAGAUUUCACUUUGAAUUUUU